This is a messenger RNA of Cyclopterus lumpus (lumpfish), 3942 nucleotides long. Its product is annotated as KIAA0513 ortholog. Lineage: Eukaryota; Metazoa; Chordata; Actinopteri; Perciformes; Cyclopteridae. The transcript has 12 exons. The record is from RefSeq and is a predicted model, not a curated record. Bases 275 to 1519 code for a protein of 414 amino acids.
CGCCUUCUCUCUGCGCUUGCGCUCUUCCUCCCUGAAGACCCCAGUGAGCACAGACCUACGACGCACCGACAGCAGCGCGGAGCGGCCGUCUAUCCUCAGCGCGCGACCAUUCGCGACCAUUCAUAUGAAUUGGGUGUGUGACUUCACUUGAUGUCGGCUCCCUCAGGGGUGGGGGGGGUUUGCGCAAUCGAAACCCAAUAGCGACAGUUGAGACCUCCAACCAGAACCCACGUCUCCGAUCCCCCUCAUUUACAGGAAGGGACCUGCUGCCAAGAUGGAGGGCGUAGCAGUGGACAACCUAAUAGACUUUGACCUGCCCACAGCUCUCAGCAUAGAUGGAGGCAAACACCACGGACAUACCGACCUUUUCUCCCCAGAGCAGGCGCCCUCCAUGGGAGUCCAUCAGCAGCCUUUACUGCCACAGCCCAUGGCGCCUACCAAGCCCAGCUCCCACCACCACCACCAAGACGGAGACAACGACAGCGAUGCCACCGAGUCGGCGGACAGCGAGAACGACAUGGACCCGCCCUCUCACAUGUGGGAGCUGAGGAGGUCGUCAUCGUCGUCCGCUCACAGUGGAGAGGACGCCGACAGCGAGACGGUGGAGAGGAGGCAGUUCAUGAAGGCUUAUGUGGAGAAGGUGUUUCAUGGAAGGGAGGACUUUGACCAGGAAGAGAAGGCUCGUUUUGGAGAGCUGUGCAGUGGAGAGAACGGCAAAGGCCGGGAGUGGUUUGCCAAACACGUCAGCGCUCAGCGCUGCCACUCUAAAUGUGUGAGUGAAGCCACCUUCUACAGACUGGUGCAGUCCUUUGCAGUGGUUCUGUUUGAAUGUUACCAGAUGGAUGACUACAGCCCGGCCAAGAACCUCAUGACGAUGUGCUUCACAUACUACUACAGUGGAAAGUCCCAGCCCUCUCCCUCCGAGCUGCUGGAUCGCGGAGGUCCUCCAGCUGGUCUGGACUCGUACAUCAACAAGGCCAACUCCUGGCUGUCUGUGAAGAAGGGUGCCGCGGAGCGCCUCCUCAAAACCACAUCCAAGACUGACGUCAAAGGCUUCUUUGGAGGCCUAGAGAGCAAGCUGAGGGGCUCGGUGGCUCCCAGGACUGAGGAUGGAGAAAGCCCAGUUGAGCCCAAGUCACCGGUGUGUGAGGCUCCAGAGGAGAAGAAAGGAGAGAAGGUGUACCUGUACACCCACCUGAAGCAGCAACCCAUCUGGCACACGCUGAGAUUUUGGAACGCUGCAUUUUUUGAUGCCGUUCAUUGUGAGAGGAAGAAGAGGUCGCCAACCACAAGGGAGAAGUGGUGUCACAUGACCAAGGAGGAGAGGGACGACAGCUCCAAAAUGGAUGAGAACAUCGCCUUCGGCCAGCUGGGGACAUUCACUCAUAACAUGCUGGCGUUUGGGCUCAGUAAGAAGCUCUGCAAUGACUUCCUGAAGAAGCAGGCAGUCAUUGGGAACCUGCAUGAAGAACAGUACAAGCUGCUGAGUGACCACAUAGAGAAGAUGGCGGCAGAGUGAGUUUCAAAGUCUCCACGUAAAAGGACUGCCAGCACACACACAUCAUCUAUUCCCUUGACUCAACGCCACCGUGACCGAUUCUCCGUUCGACCCAACCUACUGAACUGUGCCAUAGUUGUAGCAAACCCUGUUUAUCCGACGUGUCCCGUACCGGCAAUAAUCCCACAGCUGGUGCACACUGUCGUAUCGGGGACAAAGACUCGAGGCAUAAAGUGAAACCUUCCAGUAUAAAACCGCCUCAGUUGGAUGUCACGCGAUAUACAAACGAUGUGUACAUUAUAUAUCCUCGAUGCUGUUUUGUUCGGCGUUCCCUUGGCAACCCCAUUUGUUACUUGUUAGUGAAGCCCGUCUAACAGCGUCUGGUGAAACACUGUGCUAAGUAUCGUACAUGUGACAUAGAUGUCUGCCUACAGUUAUAGGACAUGAUAACUCAUAGUGUUUUAAUGUGCUGUUCGGGUGAUGUUGAAUACUCGUCUGUGCUCUCUGGAACACUGUAGUAUCUUAUGUGGUAAUACAAAAAAACAUAAGUAACGUAUAACAAUAUCGCUGGCAUUUAAACAGGCGGAAACAAAAUCCAGACUUCUCUUAAAGAAAUAGUUUGCAAGAAAUGCUCUUAUAUUACUUAGCUUAGCUUAGCAUAACGCCUGGAAACAGAAGGAAAGUGCUUGGCUGGCUCCACCCAGAUGUCUCAAAAUCCAUCUUUCUUCUCGUUCUCUCAACCAGAACGAAAAGCAGACAAAUCUUCCUUCUGAUUUCUUACUCAUACCUAUUUCAAUCAUGUUUACUCUGGCACACAUUUACAAUCUGGUAUUCAUUUCAUGUUUUUUAAUCAGACAAUAAUACCCGUGGGAACAUUAGAGACUACUUAUCUAUCCAAAGUGCCUUUUCAUGAAAGUUAAUGUUUGGGUCCUCUGAUGCUGUAACUCUCUAUUGGCCAACCAAACACUAAUGCAGAGCCUGCAAUGAUCGCUCUCUUACUCAUUCCCUGCUAGAUACAAAAAUACAAAAUAACUUUGGCAUGCAGUUCAUUGUAUCGCUUCAGUGACCUCAGUAGUGGUAGUGUAUUUCCUGUUGGUUGCGCUGCCAGAUGCAUAGCUAAGCAUGUUGCCUGGACGACAGGCACAUUAGCUCCUAUCCUGCUGCAUAUGUUUCUAUCAUCUAAUGUCAAAUAAGUGACUGAACUGUGAAGUGACAUUUGCUAAUUGUAUUACUCCAUCCGACCACAGUGGGGCAGUAUCGCGUCUUCAUCCACUGCACUUCUCAUCUAAAUGAGAAGUCGUUCUGUAAAUACUGUACAUAUUCCUCCGUAUGUGCGCUUGUGAAUUGUAUGUCUGUAAUUGUAAAUGUACAAACGAUAGAUGUAACAGUCCCCGUUGUGUCCAUGAGGAACACAAAUGUCUGACUGUCCCUAACCCCAAGUGACUUUUAGUUCUCUCAGGUGGUCCUUUGCAGGCAGCCUUUGAAACCAAACACCCUUCAUUCCCUUCCGUUAUGUUUUCCUGAUGUGACCUUUGACCUCGUUGCCACUGUAACACGUAGUAUAAACCCUUCUGGCGCUUUUGUAUUGUACCUGUUAGCUCAGCAUGAGCCAUUUGCACUACAUGUAGUCUCAGCAUCUCUACACACUGAAUAAUGUUACAGUGAUGCCUUUUAUAUUUGUUCUGCAUGGCCGUAUGUCUCUCUCUCUCUCUCUCUCUCUCUCUCUCUCUCUCUCUCUCUGUGUGUGUUUGCCUGAAUGAAAAGACCAUCUUAACCGUGUUGACUUUGUCCCAAUUCAAGCGAGUGGAGUUUGUUAUUAAAGUAAGUAGUUAUGGGAUUGCCCUUUUGAGGAAUCGUAUGAUGAUGAUGAUGAUGAUGACUGUGGUCUCCAUGUGUCCCGAGUGGCUGGUUAGUGUUGGGCUUCCAUGGUCACAUUUCAGCAGUUCCGUGGCUUUUUAUUCGUCUUUGUUAGAUUACUACUGACUCUGAUGUGAAUGAAACAGACUUCCCAGACAGAACUGCCAUUGACUGAAAAUGAAGUGAGAUAAGCUCCCCUUGGAGUGGCUCCAGAGCCGGGGGCUCUAAAGGAGUGGCACGCAGUGAGGUGUCGAGUGUUGGAGCUAUCAGCUGUAGAGAUGUCUGCCUUCUCUCCAAUAUAAUGGGACUAUAUAGCACCCCAAGCGCCAACAAUGUCAUGAGCCGGUGUACUGUUAGCUGGCAGAGAGACCACGAUGGACUGGGGACAAACAUGGUUAACAUCAACGUGUCAUUACUGCACAGCUGACUGCUGAAACCUGCUCCGGUCUUAGCUGCUCAACGUACCUGUCGACAUGUGUCGAAUCGAGAUGUUAGCCAUUUUAUUGUACUAUGCUUACAUUUGCCUGGACAUGUCAUAAUGUUGAUUCAAGUUGCUGAAACUGUAAUAAAUGUAUUUUUUGAUGUCA